Messenger RNA from Aspergillus lentulus, 1173 nucleotides. Its product is annotated as putative malic acid transport protein. Gene Ontology annotation, cellular component: plasma membrane. NCBI's taxonomy places the organism in Eukaryota, Fungi, Ascomycota, Eurotiomycetes, Eurotiales, Aspergillaceae. Gene Ontology annotation, biological process: sulfite transmembrane transport. Gene Ontology annotation, molecular function: sulfite transmembrane transporter activity. The record is from RefSeq and is a predicted model, not a curated record.
AUGCCAGAUCCUCCGGCAUACCCUCCAGCCCGUGCGCUGUUCAACUUCUCCCCACAAUGGUUCCUCAUGCCCCAAGGGACCGGCAUCAUCUCGGUCAUCCUGCACCAACUGCACUACCAGUUCGGCGCAUUGCGUAUACUAGCCAAGAUCGUCUGGAUUUAUACCAUCGUGCUUCUCGCCAUCACGCUCUUCCUGUACCUUCUGCGCCUCGUUCGCUACCCCAGAGAAGUCGGCUACGAACUCCGCCAUAACCUCAUCGAGACCUCCUGCCUCGCCAGCAUCGUCAUCACCUACACAACCAUCAUCCAGAUGGUCGCCCUGCAGUACGGCAGCACCCACGGCGUUGCAGUAGGCGUCUACGUCCUCUGGUGGAUCGCCGCCUUCUUCUCCACCCUCGCCAUCAUCGCCAUCCCCUACGUCCAACUCAAACUCCAACCCAGCGGCUUCGAGCGCGUCCCCCCCGCCAUCUUACUCCCGGUCAUUGCUGCCCUCACCUGCGCCGCAGGCGGCGGCGCAAUCUGCACCUCCGCCGCGCUCAGCCCCCGCCUCCAAGUCCCCCUCAUCAUCGUCGCAUACCUCCUCGUCGGCGCAGGGAUAUCCCUCGCCCUCGGCUUCGACGCUGUCAUCCUCUUCCAGCACUUCUCCGAUCAGCAGCCCCCUCCGCAAAAGGUAUGGCAGGAUAUGAUCCUCUGCGGACCAUUCGGGCAGGGCGGCUUCGCGCUGCAGAUUUUGGGAGGUGCAGUGCAGAAGAGCUUCCCUGCGUAUGCGCGGGGGACGCUGCUGAGCGCGCAGGCGGCGGGCCCGAUUGCCGCUGUGAGUCAGUUUGCAGGUGUUCUGUCCUGGGGAUUUGCGACGUUUUGGUGGUGUUUUGCGAUUAUUAGUAUUUUGCAUACGUUGGCGGCGCAGCCGGGGGGUUUCAAGAGUACGACGUUUAGUCUGGGGGCUUGGUCGUUGGUGUUUCCUUGGGGCGUAUAUACGAAUUGUGCGGUGCAGCUGGGGAAGAUUAUGGAUUCGCCUGCGUUUUAUGUAUGGUCGACGGCGCUGCUGUUGAUGCUGGUGAUCAUCGCGAUUGUCAAUACGCUUUUUACCAUCAAGGGGAUUAUUACGGGGAAGGUGUUCGGAUUGGAGCAUGGGUGGAGGAAGGAAGCAUAUGAAGAUGACAAGGAGGCUUGA